AUGGCUGCAGAUGGGGGUCAGGAUCUGAUUACACUCACUACUGACAAGCUUUCUGCUGAUGGUGUUUCUGAAUCUGUUACGUGUCCCUCCUGUGGUGCUGUAUCUCUGUUUAUUGGAACUACCAGAGAUCAUUUUGAGGGGAAGAAAGUGAUCCGGCUUGAAUAUGAGGCAUACAGUCCAAUGGCAGAGUCAGAGCUCAGGAAGAUCUGCAGAGAGAUCCGGACAAAGUGGCCCAGCGUCAGACACAUUAACAUACAGCAUAGACUUGGUGUGGUUCCUAUAACAGAAGCAAGUGUUAUAAUAGGGAUCUCAUCACCGCACAGAAGUGAUUCCCUGGAGGCGGUGAAGUACUGCAUCAACACACUCAAAGCUACUGUGCCAAUCUGGAAAAAGGAAAUAUACGAGUCUGGGGAGCCGUGCUGGAAAGAGAACAAGGAGUGUUUGUGGGCGGAUACUGGGAAAGAUCCCAAAUAAAGCUGAACUGUUAACUAGCAAAUGAGCUACAGUAAAUCUCAUGAAGCAUCAAGAGGUUUUUAUUGAAAAAAUACAAAGCUCAAAGUUUUCCAGUAACACCUGAUGAAACAAAGUUUUAAAUCAAAAGAGCAUAUUCUACUCUUCUCUUGAAUAGAAAGUCUUAAAAAAGUACCAGUGCAAAAACAUUAUGUAAACAUUUAUGGAAAUCUUUGUCGUUUAUGUUGCCUUUGAUUAGACGGGUCUCAAAGAUUUCCUAAAAACAUCACAUAACGGCAUCAGUAGAAGUUCAACCCUGAAUUCAUGUAGCAGUUUACUGACAACACUUUCAUAUACAUGCAAAUAUCUUUGACAUCAUUAUACAUUUGCAGAUAACAUUAAGCUGUAUUUAAUGUUUAUAAAUGGCAAGUUAGUAAUAAGAAACAAUGCAGACAACACUUUUUAAAAAUUAACAUCUUAAUGCUUACAUCAUUUGUAAAUCACUGUAAGAUUUAAUGUUAAGUUUUUAAAGUGUUUCUUAUUACUAACUUGAUUCAUUUGUGCAAGUAGUCACAAUCAUUUAUUUUCUCAUGCAGUGUUAGUCCAUUUCCCUGAUGUGGCAGUGGCACUGCUUACUACUGGAGUUAUUUGCUCAUGUUUACAUAGUAUGGACAACAGUGGCACAGUAGAAUUUACAAAAAGCCUGCUUUCCCAGUGUAUUACUGCUUUGGGCAUAAAACAUUUGAGUUUGUGAUUUGGUAUUGCUGAAAUGGUAUAUAUAUGAUACUGUAUAAUUUGGAACAUAUGCCUGGUGUGCUUUAGAAUUUUUGGGAAAAGAGUUUAAGGAAUUUUAGUACUCCAGUAUGUAAAAUAAAUGAUCAAAUUUGUCCAAUUAA
Messenger RNA from Cyprinus carpio (common carp), 1346 nucleotides. Its product is annotated as molybdenum cofactor synthesis 2. Gene Ontology annotation, molecular function: molybdopterin synthase activity. The record is from RefSeq and is a predicted model, not a curated record. NCBI's taxonomy places the organism in Eukaryota, Metazoa, Chordata, Actinopteri, Cypriniformes, Cyprinidae. Gene Ontology annotation, cellular component: cytosol. Gene Ontology annotation, biological process: Mo-molybdopterin cofactor biosynthetic process.